Messenger RNA from Bursaphelenchus okinawaensis, 2461 nucleotides. NCBI's taxonomy places the organism in Eukaryota, Metazoa, Nematoda, Chromadorea, Rhabditida, Aphelenchoididae. The record is from the annotation of a GenBank genome assembly.
AUGUGGCCGUAUCUUCAAACUGUGAGUUAGUGUAACAUAGCUUAAAAACUUUAUUUUUCAAAUUGGUUUAUAUGUUUUGUACUAGUUUAGUCGUUUCAUAACAUACUGCAUGCCUCAUUGGCUUGUUCUACUCUAUGCAUAAAAUCAUAACAAUAACAAUAUAUAAAUCACUUUCAGUUAGACACCGCAGUAACAGAGCAAUUUUACGGCUAUGUGAUUGCAAUUUACCCAUUGGGCCAGAUUAUUAGUAGUCCUUUGAUUGGUUACUGGAGUAACAGAAUUCAAUGUGUAAAGAUACCAAUUGCACUAUGUUUGACUGUCAGUAUGUUUGGUGACAUACUGUAUUUAAGUGCAAGUCAUCUUGACAUAUCAAGCUACAGAAAAUACAUGAUAUUGAUGUCUAGAGGUGUUAUUGGACUUGGAGCUAGUAAGUAUGAACUUUUUUCACUUUUUAGGUAUUGUUUUGUUAAAUAAAUGAAAGUUUUUUACUGCGAAAAACUAUAAAAUACAGUAAGAAAGCAAAUUAAAUAGCGAUAUAUUAUGAAGUGUAAAGAAAUAUGCUUAUUUUAAGGCGUUGUCACAUUGUUACGAAGCUACGCAGUAGUAGCCAGUAAGCCAGAAGACCGUUCAAGAACUAUCGCUUUGGUCUCAGGAAGCUUCGCUCUUGGUAUGACUACUGGUCCAGGUAUGUCACUAUUACUUCUAAUUUAUUUGUUUUGUCUUAAAAUUUUACUUUAUUAAUAAUACUGUUUACAUAAUUCUGUGCCCCCUUUUAAAGCAAAUUUUUACGAUCAGAGAGCACAGAAUUAUUAGAACAACCUAAUAAAAUCUGUAUGACAAUGUUUUAGCUAUUCAAUUACUGUUUACCCCAUUGAAUUACCCCGGUUUCGAAUUAUUUGGGGAUGUACGGUUCAACAUGUACACUGCACCGUCAUUUGUAGCAUUUAUUGUUAAUGGAAGUGGCAUUAUUGCUUUGUUUUCUUUGUUUGAAGAAAAAUACGCUGGAAUUACAAGAAAAGUUCAGGUUAAUGUAGGUUCACCACCUUUUCCAAUUCAAAAGCAUAGUAAAUUUUAUAGAAGAUAUUCUAUUCGAAUGCCUUUCUUGUGGUAGCAUACUGUAUUUAAGCCUUAAAAUAUUGUUUUACUUCCCAGUUAGUAUUUUACUUUCAGGAAAAUGGAGAAUUAGAGAAAGUCAAGCUACCAGACUAUGAUAAGAUGGCCUUGUUUAUUUGUUGCCUUGGAAGAUUUACUCAACUCUUCACCUACACUAACAUUGAAACGUACGUUAUAGUAUUUUACUAUACGUUUCCAUAAUUUAAAAAAACUAUAAGAGUUAACAGUGCAGAUUAACAUAGAGAUACACUUUACAUCACUACAUUGAUUUAAAUUCUUAGUCUACGCACCCUCCCUUCCCUCUCCCCACUUUUUUACCCAUCUACUCCAGUACCAUACCUACAGCUACAGAAAGAUUUUGUUUUUUUUCUGUGAAUUUUUUUAAAAACUUUUGAUUUUGUAAAAUACGAUCUCUAUAAUUACUUCUAAUUUAAAAUAUAACAGAAAAAAUAUUGUUUAGAUUAGGCAGUCCAAUGGCAAUGACAAUGUUCGCCCUGAACAAGAAAGAAGCUGUUACUACCGUAGCUACAGCCCAUGCCUUUCUCAGUCUAUUUGCCUUUGUCAUAUAUGCUGGAUUUGCGGCCAAAAAGUUGGAUAAAUAGUAAGCUAUACUGCUUUCGUUUGUAUGUACAUAUUUAAACUGUCAAUACCUACAAAAAUUAUACUCACGUAUUUAGCCAUUAUAGACACUAUGAAGGCCAGUAAAGCUUUUUAUUAAAAAAUUUUUAAUUAUACUCACAACCAUAAACACUUUAGUGUAGAUUACCGCAAGAUGUGUAUAGGAGGCCUAAUGCUACUAGGCCUCUUCCAUAUCAUAACCUACUCCUACCCCUUCUUACCUGGUCAUCUCAAAACAUACGAUUCAUCUGACUUCUACAAUAAUACCGAGCCGGUUGGUUGUAACAAAGACAGAUUCUCAUGGUGUGACACGGUAAACCCGAUCAAUAUGUGGGUAUUGUAUGCGACUUACUCUGUCUGUGUUGGAAUUGCGUUUCCCAUAGUAAACUUGUCGGUAAAUACCUUGUUUACUCAGAUUAUUGGGCCUAGGAGACAAGCGACAUUGACUGGCAUACAACAAAGUUUUGGGAAUGUGGCUCGCGUUACUGGGCCACUCAUUAUUAGGUAGCUUACCAUUAAAUAUUAAUUUUUAGCUCAUACACAUUUGGACUACAUAAUAUAAUAUCUUUAAAAGUAAUUUUACUUACUUUAAAGUAACUUUUACUAUUUCAGUAACAUAUACGAAGCUUAUGGCCCAACAAUAUCAUGGGACAUUGAGAUCGUGGUCAUUGCCAUUACAAUACUUAUAAAUUUACUGUACUAUAAGAGAUUGGUGCCACUGAAAGUGUAA